UGCACCGUGCAAUAAUGGGAGUUGGCGGGGGGGCAAUAGGCUGUAGGGGAGCUAUGACGAGAUGUCUUCUGCCUCAUGGUGUUGCCCCUCGCACUAAGUAACACACACAAGGCCACGCUGUGUCCGCCAGACCUUUAUUCCAAGUUCUUCUUCCAUUCAAGUCUUGGUAGUUUCUUGGUUGUUGUUUUUCUCACUGAGGAGUCAGCGAGAGACCCAAGGACUGAUAAGUUACAAAAGACUCAACACACAGACAGAAAUGCUGUGAUUGUGGGGAACUGCUCGUCUGCUGACAAGUUGUGAAAAAAGUCUACUUUGUCACGUAAACUGAGUUUGUGGUAUUCCUCUGCGUUGCGAAACGUCUGUUGGUUUCUGAAGUCUCGAGAGGAAGAGUCGUACAAGAGGAACUGAGGAGGCUGGCAGAAUUGAGGGAGCAGUUGCUGAUAGGCUUCAUGCUUUGUUUCACCCUGGCCCUUGUGAAAGUGCUGACUGUGAGAACAAAACCAGAGUAUUGUGUCUGAAUAAAGCUGCCAAAGAACAAUAGCAGACACUGUACAGAAGAGGCUGAGGCAGUUCUGACAAGGAGGUGUGGGGAGUGAGGACAGAGUGGGUGAUGACAGACCAGGACGCACAGAUGACUGGAACAACAUGAACAGAUUAGGGAUGUGGUCUGGUGUAAUUUUCUGAGAGGCAUAAUGUCACAGGGCAGAGGAAUCUGGGAAGGAAGUGGGAAGCAGGUGCACCACUUUGUCGUUACUUACCUCCUCCUCAUGGCUUUACCAUGCAUGGGCUUCCUUCCCAACUUUUGGUCUGCAGUGUUAACCCUUUCAUGGGACUCACACACACACCAGCACAUUACAGAGCAGGCCAUCCUCAAUGUCACCCUGGAGACUCUGAGGGGCACCAACAUACACCAGGGAAACCAAGCAGAGGAACAGACUAGACUAGGCCGUGCAUUCUGGAGAGCUGUGGGAGAGGUGGUGAUCUCCAAUGCGGCCAUGGACUUCCUGAGCUCCACCAGGUCUGACCCAGUCUAUCACUUUGAUUCAGAGCGUGUUGACAGCGCCAUGGCAAUGUUACGCCAGUUCUGGACUCAGGCUGUGCUCUCCAUACGGGCCAAAGAAUACCAAAGUGCUCGCAAGAGCUUGGGUCAGCUAUUCCAUUCUCUGCAGGAUUUCUACAGCCAUAGUAACUGGGUAGAGAUGGGCCAACUUUCCAUUUACCACCACCUGCUGCAGCCAGAGGAGCCUGCCAUCCCUGUAGCUAAAGAAGGUACUCCCACCUGUAUGGAGUGCUUCAGUAAUACCUGUCGAAACAACCUCCUGCAAAGACUGACAAACACAAAGGAGGACUCCCUGCUCACCACUGGCUACUUCAGCACGUUCCCCGCAAAACCUCUGGGCAAAUGUAGUCAUGGAGGUAUUCUUGACAGCAGCCGCCACAUGGGGGCCAAAGGGGGCAUCAACAAGGACAGCACCUCACCUUUCUUCUCCCCUCACCAUUACCUCCAUGUGGAAGCUGCCACCGUGGCUACUGAGGCCACCCUGACAGUGCUGAGGGACCUCAGAGACACUGUGGGCCACAAAACCUUCCUCAGGCUGUUCAGUGUGAAACAGGUUCCUGCGUUGGUAUUUGUCAUGGACACUACAGGGAGCAUGUUUGAGGAGAUCACCGCUGCUCGCCUCAGGGCUCACUCCAUCAUCCAGAGGCGAGCCGGCCGUCCUGAGCAGACCGGCACAUUUCUGCUUGUGCCUUUCCACGAUCCAAAGGUAGGACCGGUGUAUGAGACCGAUGACCCGAACCAAUUUAUGCAGCACAUGGAGGACCUGAUGGCCCUGGGAGGAGGAGAUGAACCAGAGAUGUGCCUCUCUGCAGUUCACCUGGCACUCACUCACAGUCCUCCAUUGUCAGAGAUCUUCGUGUUCACUGAUGCCUCCCCUAAAGAUGCCCAUUUGUUUGAUGCAGUAAAGGCCCUCACCCUUGAGAAACAAAGCAGGGUGUCGUUUCUCCUUACUGAAGACCCGAACUACUCGACAAAGACGGGUGGGGGGAGGAGGAGGAGGAGGAGGAGGAGGAGUAAAGAGGCUUUGUCCCCAGAUCGUUUCUCUCUCUACUCCUCCCUGUCCUCCCUGUCAGGCGGACUGACAGUAUUCACCACCAACUCCGACAUCCACAGGGUCUCCACCAUCAUGGAGGAUAGCACAGCUGCUGACAAGGUAACUCUCCUCCAUGUAGAAAGUGACCAGGAGUUUAUGUCUGUUCAUGCGUUCAGAACAGACAGCUCAGUAGAAGAAGUAACCCUACACAUCACUGGCACUAUGACAGAAUGUAUCCUCACCAGCCCAGCAGAACAAAGUCAGUCUCUGUUGAACAAGCGAGGCAGUUUAGCAGAGCUGGAGCACUUCGAGGGUCUGUACCGCAUCAGCCUGCUUCCUCCCAUACAGUCUGGUCAGUGGAAACUCCAAGCCAAGAGCGACGGACUCCUCACAUUCAAUGUAAUAGGUGGCAGCAGUGUGGAUUUCCUCUAUUACUUUGCCACACUAUCCAAUAACACACACCCAGGUCUGUCCAAAGUGGAGGGCAGUCCUGUAGCAGACACCUCUGCCUUCCUGGUGGUGUCUGUUACAGGCCUGACUUCAGAUAUAGAGGUAUCCUUCAGUCAUGCAACGCUGCUGGGAGCUGAAGGGGGGGUCCUUAAAGAGGUGAAGCUAAACUCCUCCUCCCCCCCCUCAUCUUCAUCAUUCUAUUCCUUGCGGGAGCUGGUUGGAUUCGUGGACUCUGUUCCCAGAGUUCCCUUCUGUGUUCGAAUCACAGGCCAAGACAGGGAAGGAAACAAGCUGGAGAGGGUUUCCACGGAGAUGGUGCAGCCCACUCACGUUCAGAUACAGGUGUUGUCUGCCCCGCGCCUUGUACCCGGUCACAGCACAGUGGUGAACUUUGACAUCCUGAACCACGGUCCCGCUCGGCUCUUUAAUUUGACGGCUGAUGACGACCGUGGAUAUCUCAACUCUAGAGGGUCGUACAGGUUCCAUGUAAUGGAGCAAGCGUCUUUUCAUGACCAGGUGAACCUCCACACUCCUGCCUCAGCUCGGGGAGGAGAGACUGUCACACUUACACUCACCGUGCGCGCUCUUGACUCUUCACACUCAAAUUAUGCAGUGGCCUAUUUGACUGUGGUACCACCGGAUGCUGACACAUCCCCACCAUCCUGCUCUGCGGCACGAGUUCAGUCUAACUGUUCUCCUGUUUGCAAAGAGUCAGUCUGGAGCGUGUCUCUGGUUGUGUCAGAUGCUGGUCGCUCUGGCCUGGCUCUCCUCCAGCUGCAGAGAGGUGAAGGAAAUCUGACCGUAUUCCACAGCCCUUCACCCACUCAGGAUAACCUUGGAGAGGCCCAGCCUGGCCCUGACCAGCAACAACUACACAGGGAUGGAGACCACCAUCAUCUCCACCACAAGGCCAGAUUACAGACAGGAGACCCACCUUUAAAUAUUUCUGAAUGGUUUGUGGGGUCAUCUCAGCCGCUGUGGGUGAGGUACACGUCCAGCUGCUGCUCUGCUCAGGCGGAAAUGCUUGUGUGGGACACGGCCGGAAACAUGAAACGCUGCCAUCUAACAUCUGGCCAGCAGAGGCAGCUAAGAGACAGACAUACAGAAACCAGUGGAACUGCACAGAUAAUGCUAGAAGGCAUAUUUUUCUUGUUGUUAGGCCUUCUGUGGUCUGCUGUACUUUAGCUUACUAAAUAUAAAACGUUUUGCUGGUCAAAAUUAUAUUUGUACAGAAUGUGUCAUCACUGGAUUCCAGCCUUUCAUACAAGGAAUGAAUGAAGGCUGAAUGGUUGUUCUUUGUGUACUCAAUGGAAAUAAAUGGGACUUUUGCUUAAGUGUGUUACUGUCAUUCUCAAAUAAAUACUGAAAAUUUAA
This is a messenger RNA of Mugil cephalus (flathead mullet), 3917 nucleotides long. RefSeq names its product von Willebrand factor A domain containing 7 (gene vwa7). Lineage: Eukaryota; Metazoa; Chordata; Actinopteri; Mugiliformes; Mugilidae. The record is from RefSeq and is a predicted model, not a curated record. The coding region runs from base 693 to 3728 and encodes 1011 amino acids. The transcript is spliced from 18 exons.